GUUGUGACGAGAUGGGGCUGACCAAGCUGCCGUCGCCGCGCCCGCCCGUAUCGCCCAAGGUGGCCGAGGUGCUCCAGGCGCAGAUUCACCGGCGGUCCGAGGCCAACGACCCGCUCUGGCAGGAGGCGACGACGCAGCUACGCCAUGUGAAGGCGCUACGCCAAUUGCGAGCAAAGCGGUAUCGAAUCGAGAUAUGGAUGACGGCCUUCGCGGUCAUCAGCGUCGUCGCGGCCGCCCUCUCGAUGCAGCUGUCCAUUGUCCACACGACCCAAGCCGUCGACCUCAACCGAAGCGAUAUGGCCUUUGCUGUUGACGUGCUCCGGUCGAUCAUUGCGACCACCACCAUCUUCCUCUACGGCCUCGUGCUGCUUCGUUAUGACGUCGUCUGUGACUUGCGCAUCGCGUCGACACGACUGCAUCCGACGGCGAAAUUCUACCAUCCGUCAGCCGGGCUGCUGCCGAAAGCGCUGUUUGAGUGCUUUAUUCUGUCGCUGCACGUGCCACCGACGUUUGCUCGUCUCUUUAUCUCGCAUCGGUUCAUGGGCAGUCCCGAGCGCGCGCACCACCAACGACUGUGUGCACCAGGGAUGCAGCUCGACGCAACUGGUUUUUGCUACCUCGAUCUGCCGUGGUCCUUGGACCAAUUUGAUGUGGUCGUGUUUGUGCGACUGUAUGUGGUGUUCCGCCUCCUUCGGCACCAGCUCGGUUUCGAGUCGCCCGACAUUGAGUGGCAAGGGACCCAGUGGCAUGUGCAGACUAGCUCAUUCUGGUUCACGAUCAAGCACAUGUUUCAUAAGCACCCCGUGCUCUUUUCGGCCAUGAGCUUUGGCGCGACGUGGCUUUGCACAGCGCUUGUCGUGCAGUUCUUGGAGCACGCUAUCAACGCCGACAUUGACUCGCUCUCCGAAGCGCUUUGGCUGACCGUGCUGACCAUGGCUACGGUUGGCCUCGGUAGCGCACCCCCCAUCUCGGUGCAGGGCCAGGUGGCCAUCGUCAUCGGCGGCAUCGUCGGUGGAGCGAUCAUGAACGCACUCCUUACGACCGUGCUCAUCAGCUCGCUGCACCUCACAGAGAAGGAGGACGAAGUCAUCCAAACGAUUCAUGCGCGCGAUCUGCACGUGGCUCACCACCAAGCGGCCAUUCGCCUCUUGCAGACAUUUGGACGUGACGUGCUCUUGCGUCAAGCCACGCCCAAGGCGUCGUGGUGUACCUUGCGUCGAAGCCGCCACCGCAUCAUCCAGGCGGCGACUGCCUUCCAGACGUAUCGGCGGCGCAUGCGCGAGCGGUCGCAUGAAGAUGUGCUCGAGGCCUGCCAUGACAAGGUCGAAGCCAUCGCGCACUCAGGCGCAACGUCCGUCGAACGCGCGUGCAUGGCGUCCCUCGAUGCGAUCGAAGCCAAGCUCGCGCAGGUGCAUGCGCAACUUCGGACCCUCGACUAAUGCAUCAACGAGUUGGCACUACUACGUCAUCUGCAGCCAUAUUAGUUGGUCAACACCUUGAGAAAUGCUGGAUGGCGUCGUCGCUACACACGAAUUCCGCAAGAAACGUUGAUAUGACAUUCUGUACAA
Messenger RNA from Saprolegnia diclina VS20, 1568 nucleotides. RefSeq lists its product as hypothetical. Lineage: Eukaryota; Oomycota; Saprolegniomycetes; Saprolegniales; Saprolegniaceae. Gene Ontology annotation, biological process: potassium ion transport. The coding region runs from base 12 to 1439 and encodes 475 amino acids. The record is from RefSeq and is a predicted model, not a curated record. Gene Ontology annotation, molecular function: calmodulin binding; small conductance calcium-activated potassium channel activity. The transcript is spliced from 12 exons. Gene Ontology annotation, cellular component: plasma membrane.